Rhodofomes roseus is the source of this 926-nucleotide messenger RNA. RefSeq lists its product as uncharacterized. The record is from RefSeq and is a predicted model, not a curated record. Bases 107 to 799 code for a protein of 230 amino acids. The transcript is spliced from 2 exons. Lineage: Eukaryota; Fungi; Basidiomycota; Agaricomycetes; Polyporales; Fomitopsidaceae.
UCUCAAUUUAGCCUGCUACCGAGUUUCCUCAGCGUCACCCCGCCGUAUUCAAUCAUAACUCACGACUCUACUCCUGUCCAACAACGUCUGGCCUAUACUGAUCGCAAUGAAGCACUACCGUGAAAGGCUGGCAUCCUCCGAGACAUCUGAAUACUCGAUAUUCCCCAUUUCCGCGGUGCGAGAUGAGCCUUUCAUCCCUCCUACUCCCGGAGACACGCGCGCCACACCCACCUCCGCGUCUGUCGAGCAACCGCCCGUCCGCGUUCUCAGAUGCCUUAUAAGAGAGAUCCCGGGAUUUCCGGGAGUCCUCGAGGACGGGCGAUGGACGGUACGGCACCCGCUCGUUCAAACCUAUCUCAAGAACCUAGGUAACGUCUACGACGAUGCGGCUGGAUUCACCGGAGCGAGCACGUCUAGAGGCGAACCGGCCCGCGACGUACGUGGAUGCAUCGAAGUCGGACGCGUUGAAGACGUCGGACAAGUGGUCGGCCGCCACUUGAGCGACGUCAUAUCGGAGGCUGUCUUUAUUCUAGCAGCUCUGGAGGUAGUAGACAUCAUCAGACAUCCUGCGCACUUCGCCUUCUGGGGCGCAAAUGUCCGCGAGCGAACAUCUCUGAUCAUUCAACAGUCCCAAGCAGGUACAUUGUGUCAGCAAAGUCCUGGGACCGAUUCAGUCAAGAGGCGCAGCGAAUACUUCAAUUCGCGAUCUACCCAGAAGUCAAGGCAAAGCCAUCUCAGAAGAGGCUUACGCGAGCACAGAAAAAGAAAGCCCAGGCGAAGGUGGCACAAGCAGCUGUGAAAGUCACGCAUCCCACAGAGCGCGCGCAACGUAAAGGCAAAGGAAAAGAGAAGGGACCGAACGGUGCGGGAACCACUCUUCGGCGAUCUCUGAGGCGUGCUGCGCCAGUUGCGCAGUCGCAAGUGCG